This is a messenger RNA of Aspergillus candidus, 720 nucleotides long. RefSeq lists its product as uncharacterized. The record is from RefSeq and is a predicted model, not a curated record. The transcript is spliced from 3 exons. Bases 1 to 720 code for a protein of 239 amino acids. NCBI's taxonomy places the organism in Eukaryota, Fungi, Ascomycota, Eurotiomycetes, Eurotiales, Aspergillaceae.
AUGACCUUGAGCGCAGAGAACACCACCCCCGCAUACAUCACAGAAGAACACACUUCCAACUUCACUCCCAUCAACACCAAACAAAUUACAUCCCCAACAAUGGAGUCCAAGAAAGAAAUCCAUAAAGCCAAUACUCCCAAGGCUAGCACUCCCCAGAAGCGCACCCAUACUCCCAAGACCCAAACCGGUCAGGACGAAGCCCAAACCAACGAAACCACCCCCAACACCCCCACCAAAAAACCCAAGACAAUCCCCACCAAAGCAAUCCUGACCAAAGCCAACAACAUCUCCCCCAUCAAGAAAGCCCUAGGUCCCAUCCCCACCAGCCUGGAAGCAGCCAGCACCACCGACAAGGCCAUCCUGCGCAUGCGCGACGAUGAAGGUCUCGGCUGGAAGGAGAUCACGGCCGAGUGGUGCAAGUUGACCGGUGUGACUACUCCUGUUGGGAUGUCGACGCUGCGUAUGCGCUAUCAGACUAUGAAGGCGAAUUUUGUGGGGUUCACUGCUGAUGAUGAACUCCGCCUCUGCAAACACAAAAGACAAAUCGAGCAGCGCUUCGAAACAGAGAAAUGGUCUCGUAUCGCCGACGCGAUUGUCGCAGACGGAGGUGCCAAGUAUGCGCCUGCGUCAUUGCAGAAGAAGUUCAAGCAGCUGGAGAAGGGUGCUCCUGUUUCUACUCCUGCUCGUGUUGAUGCUGACGACGCCACUGACAAUGAAUGA